AUGUUAGGUGCUAAUUGUACAGAGAGUUCCCUACAAGGCACUUGUGCUGUAUUAAUGUUUUUAAUGAGCUUAUUUGCUUUGGUUAUAAUGCUAGGAAAUGCUGUGGUUGUUUUAGCUUUUGUGGUGGACAAAAAUCUUAGACAUCGAAGUAAUUAUUUUCUUCUUAACUUGGCCAUUUCUGACUUCUUUGUGGGUGCAAUCUCUAUUCCUUUGUACAUUUCUUACACACUUGACAAGUGGGAUUUGGAAAGUGGAUUGUGUCCGUUUUGGCUUAUUAUUGACCAUCUUUUGUGUACAGCAUCUGCCUAUAACAUUGUCUUAAUCAGCUAUGAUCGGUACCAAUCUGUCUCGAAUGCUGUGUCCUAUAGAGCCAAACAGACUAAGACCUUGUGGAUUGUGACUCCGAUGAUGGCUGUCUGGGUGCUGGCCUUCUUAGUGCAUGGUCCAAUGAUUCUGGUUUCACAGUCUUGGAAGACAGGCCAGGUUCAAUGUGAACCUAGAUAUUUUUCAAAACAGUACAUCAUCGCAAUAAUCUCAGUUUUUGAAUUCCUGGUCCCAGUCAUCUUGGUGGUUUAUUUCAACAUAUAUAUUUACUGGAGCCUCUGGAAGCGUGAGAGUCUUAGGAGAUGCCAAAGUCAUCUUGGUCUCAAUCCGGAUACCUCUAGCAGCAACUCUUGGUGUUUGUUCAAAUGUGGACUAUAUUCAGGGACAUCUCUUCCUGAACUGAAGGAAACAGGAGCACCUUGUCAUCCAGAGGAACUGGGAAGAAAGAGUCAUCUCUUGUUUUUGUUAAGAACCCAUGUAAAUAACAACAUAUUUACUUCCAAAGUGUGGUCCCUCUCCCAUUCAGCUUCUCUAACACCUCACCAAAAGGAACAUCUUGAGUUACUCAGAGCCCAGAAAUUAGCCAAGUCACUGGCCAUUCUAGUAGGUCUAUUUGUCAUCUGCUGGGCUCCUUAUACUGUGUCCACAAUUUUCUUUGAUGCUAAACAACGUCAGUCUUUAUGGUAUGAAAUUGCAUUUUGGCUUCAGUGGUUAAAUUCCUUUAUCAAUCCUAUUUUGUAUCCAUUAUGUCACAGGCGAUUUCAGAGAGCUUUCUCAAAAAUAUUUUGUAUGAAAAAGAAAGCCAUACCAUCAUACAAUCAAUCAUUAUCUUCUUAA
Elephantulus edwardii (Cape elephant shrew) is the source of this 1161-nucleotide messenger RNA. RefSeq names its product histamine receptor H4 (gene HRH4). The transcript is spliced from 3 exons. Lineage: Eukaryota; Metazoa; Chordata; Mammalia; Macroscelidea; Macroscelididae. Bases 1 to 1161 code for a protein of 386 amino acids. Gene Ontology annotation, molecular function: histamine receptor activity; G protein-coupled serotonin receptor activity; G protein-coupled acetylcholine receptor activity. Gene Ontology annotation, biological process: G protein-coupled receptor signaling pathway, coupled to cyclic nucleotide second messenger; inflammatory response; chemical synaptic transmission. The record is from RefSeq and is a predicted model, not a curated record. Gene Ontology annotation, cellular component: dendrite; synapse; membrane.